Molecule: messenger RNA, 1086 nt
Organism: Ilex paraguariensis (yerba mate)
Lineage: Eukaryota; Viridiplantae; Streptophyta; Magnoliopsida; Aquifoliales; Aquifoliaceae
Source: the annotation of a GenBank genome assembly
AUGACUAAGUGGCAGCUAUUCCUUCAGAUUGAUCAAUCAUUCCAGAUUCACCGCAGUUAUGGAAGCAUGCUUGAAGGCGAGGCUGAUGAACUUAAGAGGGUAUUCUUAGAAGGAAAUCCUUACCUCCUGGUGAUUACAAUGGUUGUUUCAUUACUUCAUUCUGUGUUCGACUUUUUGGCCUUCAAGAAUGAUAUUCAAUUUUGGAAUAAAAACAAAUCUAUGGAAGGACUAUCUGCAAAGUCGGUUAUUGUUAGCUUUAUUAGUCAGCUCAUUGUCUUCCUCUACCUACUUGACAAUGAUACUUCAUGGAUGAUACUUGCAAGUUCUGGGGUUGGUUGCUGCAUUGAGUUCUGGAAAAUCGGGAAAGCCAUGCACAUUGAGUUGUCAGAAGACUCAGAACUACAACAACUGCCGCUUAUACAGGCAGAGUUGUUUCUGAAUAUUGUUGUCCUUAGUAGUUAUAUUGAUCAAAUUGAAAUAACUUUUGAGGAUAGUGGAAGGGGUGACAAGGAUGUGGGCUGCGGUGAGAAAGGAUAUGAUAUCCAUAUUGAUAGAUCUGGGAAGAUACCAAUGUUGAGGUUCCGUGACCGUGAGUCAUAUUCUGGAAACAAGACAAAGGAGUAUGAUGAUAUUGCAAUGAAGUAUCUGUCAUAUGUGCUUUUCUUUCUUGUUGCCUGCUCGUCUAUUUACUCUCUCAAGUAUGAACGUCACAAGAGUUGGUACUCUUGGAUUCUUUCAUCACUUACAAGCUGUGUCUACAUGUUUGGUUUCAUUAUGAUGUGUCCACAACUAUUCAUCAACUAUAAGCUGAAGUCUGUUGCCCAUCUACCUUGGAGGCAAAUGACAUACAAAUUUCUUAAUACAAUCAUCGAUGAUCUCUUUGCCUUCGUGAUAAAAAUGCCACUACUACAUCGGCUUUCUGUCUUCCGUGAUGAUAUAAUAUUUCUGAUAUAUGUAUAUCAGAGAUGGGUCUACCCAGUAGACCGGAAACGGGUAAAUGAGUUCGGUUUUGGUGGUGAGGAUGAUCAGUCCUCUAGUGAUGCCGAUAUGACAGCUGUCAAGGAAGAUGAGAAGAAAACUAACUGA